Ahaetulla prasina is the source of this 5703-nucleotide messenger RNA. Its product is annotated as palmitoyltransferase ZDHHC3-like. Bases 7 to 948 code for a protein of 313 amino acids. Gene Ontology annotation, biological process: peptidyl-L-cysteine S-palmitoylation; protein targeting to membrane. The record is from RefSeq and is a predicted model, not a curated record. The transcript has 9 exons. Gene Ontology annotation, cellular component: Golgi apparatus; endoplasmic reticulum. NCBI's taxonomy places the organism in Eukaryota, Metazoa, Chordata, Lepidosauria, Squamata, Colubridae. Gene Ontology annotation, molecular function: protein-cysteine S-palmitoyltransferase activity.
GUUGCCAUGGGGGCGGCGGCGGCGGCGGGGAGCCGGGCCCGGUGCCGGUGCGGCGGGAAGGGGCGAGUCCGGCUGGACCCCUGCGGGGGGCUCUGCCUCCUCCUCACCUACCUGAGCGUGGGCUACGCCGAUUACGUCAUCCUGGAGCACGUCCUGCUCCAGCCCGGCUUCCGGGACAGCUUCUGGUGUCCUUUCCAUGCGGUGGCUUUUAACCUCGUCGUUCUGAUGCUCCUAAUCUGUCACACCAGGGCUGUAUUUGCUGACCCAGGGGUGGUCCCGCUGCCGGACACCGCCCUCGACUUCUCCGAUCUCAGGAGCAGCAACAGCAGCAACGCCGGGCAUCAGAACAGCCGGAAUAACGAGGACUGGACCGUUUGCAACCGGUGCGAAACCUACCGGCCACCCCGGGCUCACCACUGCCGGAUUUGUCACCGUUGCAUCCGCCGGAUGGAUCAUCACUGCCCUUGGAUCAACAACUGCGUGGGAGAACUUAACCAGAAGUACUUCAUCCAGUUCCUUUUCUACACAGGCUUGGCGAGCCUCUAUGCCAUGGGGCUGAUUUUGGCUACCUGGGUGUGGCCCCUGGACAGGAUCUCAGCCAGCAGAGCCGAAGGCUACGAAGGCGGCGUUGCCGGCAACCCAAUCCAAAUCGCUCACCGGAUCAUCUUGCUGGUGGAAUCCAUGCUCUUCGGCCUCUUCGUCACCGUGAUUCUUUACGACCAGGUGGUCUCCAUCAUCACCGACGAGACCCCCAUCGAGCAGCUGCGCAGCCGGCUUCAGAAAGAGGGUCACACGCGGGGAGGGAGCCACACGCGCAAACCCAAGAUCGCCCUCCUGCGCGAGGUCUUCGGCCGAGGUUUUGUCAUCUGCUGGUUAUUCCCCUGCAACUUCACCACGCCGUCCACCAGCGGACCGGCUUACAGCUACCUGCCCAACUACGACGUCUGAAUGUCCUCUGGCCCGCCAUCCCUCUCUCUGCUCGCUUCUCUUUCUCUUUUUUUGGGGGGGAGGAGAACUGAGGCAGGGUCCCCCCCCCAUUCAUCAGCUGCAGCAAAACAAGACCCCCUCCAGACGAGGUGACCCUAGCUGGAACUAGCUCACUCAAAAGGCCGAAAGGGGCGCGGCCGAUUGGCUGGCCUUCGAAUCUCGGCGCCGUCUUACCGCUUCCUUUGAACUCCUGCAGUGGUGGGAUUCAGACGGUUCUGGCGAACCGGCAGCGUGGCUGUGGGAGGCUCCGCCCACCCACCCGCCCAUCCGGAUGUCAUCACGUCCCGUUUUUUGACGCUUUGCGCACGCCCGGAAGGCCCUGCGCAUGCGCGGAGGUGGGUGCGCGGACCCGCAUUUGCGAACCGGUAGCGAAGGUAAGUGAAUCCCACUCCCGAACUCCUGGCCCAUGGUGCACUUCUUUGAACAGCCGUCCCUGCAGGGAGAGAGACUUUUUGGGGGAACAGCUUGGACCGCGAAACAGAAAUGGGACGUGCGACCCAUAAAACUCUUCCCAAGAGACCAGAUCCCCCCGACGUCCAAGAACGAGAGAUCCCCUGGGAUGAAGCCGGAAUCGUUUCUGUCAUCGGUAGAUCAAUCGAUGACUCUUAAUCCUGACUUUCCCUUACGAAGCCGUUGGGCCCCCAGGCAGGAGUUCAACGGGGAGGGGAGGCCUAAAAUUGACAUCCCUUUCAGCUUGCCCCACCCCCACCCCCCAGCCCGAUUAAAUAACAGUUGCUCCUCCACUUACGACCACCGAUGGGAAACCAGCUAUGUUUCCGUCGUUAAGCAAGGCGCUUCAUUCGGCGAUUCGCAGUUUGAUUUGACAAACUUUUUUUAUAAGUUCAUCCCUGCGGUCGUUCAGCGAAUUGCACCGUCCUUAAGCAAAUCCUGACACCAGUACCCUCUCCCCCCCUACCACCGGCUCGUCGGGAGCCGGCUGGGAAAGGUCACAAAUGACCCUGACUGUCUUUAAGUGCAAGGACCGGUUGUUGUUUUUUUCGGUCCCAUCGUAACUUCUUUCACCAGACGAAUGGUUGUAAGUGAAGGACCUACUGUAUUUAAAUGGGGGCGCUUUUGAUCUCCCGCUCUAGCACCUGUGGGAGGUACAACUCUAUCCCCCUUAUUCCCGAAACAGGCAGGUCAGUCCCGAAAAACAGGGACCGCGCCUUCCCAAACACACAAACACAGCGUCCCUGUUUGUUGUGAGUGUGAUCCCUUUUUUGCUUUGCAAGCCCCCUCCCUUCCUCCCCGGUUCCUUUCAGGUCCUGGGUUCAGAUCCUGCUUAUCUCUCCCUACUUUUUGCACUGCUGGGGGGGGGCAGAGUGUCCCCCCCCUCGACCUCAACCUUCCUUUACUCCUCCAAACUCGUCACCCUGGCCCCUGUUUACCUGUAAAUAGACUUUAUUUAUUAACUUUAUUUAUUGAGGCUCUGCCUCAUUGGCGGUUUUCAAAAAACAGACAAACGGGUAACAGUUCCGUCAGCAGAUGUGUUUGAAGGCCAGCAUGCCGGGAAUGCUGCUCAAAUCAGGCGACAACUGGCUCUUCCUUCCCUGUUUCGGAUCCCUGGGGCUGAUGGAAGCUGGGAUCUGUUCUAGCUAGAUCAGUAUUUCUCAACCUUGGCCACUUUCAGAUGGGUGGACUUCAACUCCCAGAAUGCCCACGCUAGCAUGCUUUAAGAUGGGUGGGCUUUAACUCCCAGAAUUCCUCAGUCUGAAUGCUUUAAGGUGGGUGGACUUCAACUCCCAGAAUUCCUCAACCAGCAUGCUUUAAGAUGGAUGGACUUCUACUCCCAGAAUUCCCCAGUCUGAAUGCUUUAAGGUGGGUGGAUUUCAACUCCCAGAAUUCCUCAGUGAAUGCUUUAAGAUGGAUAGACUUCAACUCCCAGAAUUCCCCAGUCUGAAUGCUUUAAGAUGGAUGGACUUCAACUCCCAGAAUUCCCCAGUCUGAAUGCUUUAAGGUGGGUGGACUUCAACUCCCAGAAUUCCCCAACCAACAUGCUUUAAGAUGGAUGGAUUUCUACUCCCAGAAUUCCUCAGUCUAAAUACUUUAAAGUGGGUGGACUUCAACUCCCAGAAUUCCUCAGUGAAUGUUUUAAGAUGGAUAGACUUCAACUCCCAGAAUUCCCCAGUCUGAAUGCUUUAAGGUGGGUGGACUUCAACUCCCAGAAUUCCUCAACCAGCAUGCUUUAAGAUGGAUGGACUUCUACUCCCAGAAUUCCCCAGUCUGAAUGCUUUAAGAUGGAUGGACUUCAACUCCCAGAAUUCCCCAGUCUGAAUGCUUUAAGGUGGGUGGAUUUCAACUCCCAGAAUUCCUCAGUGAAUGCUUUAAGAUGGAUAGACUUCAACUCCCAGAAUUCCCCAGUCUGAAUGCUUUAAGAUGGAUAGACUUCAACUCCCAGAAUUCCCCAGUCUGAAUGCUUUAAGGUGGAUAGACUUCAACUCCCAGAAUUCCCCAGUCUGAAUGCUUUAAGGUGGGUGGACUUCAACUCCCAGAAUUCCUCAACCAGCAUGCUUUAAGAUGGAUGGACUUCUCCCAGAAUUCCCCAGUCUGAAUGCUUUAAGGUGGGUGGAUUUCAACUCCCAGAAUUCCUCAGUGAAUGCUUUAAGAUGGAUAGACUUCAACUCCCAGAAUUCCCCAGUCUGAAUGCUUUAAGAUGGAUGGACUUCAACUCCCAGAAUUCCCCAGUCUGAAUGCUUUAAGGUGGGUGGACUUCAACUCCCAGAAUUCCCCAACCAACAUGCUUUAAGAUGGAUGGAUUUCUACUCCCAGAAUUCCUCAGUCUAAAUACUUUAAAGUGGGUGGACUUCAACUCCCAGAAUUCCUCAGUGAAUGUUUUAAGAUGGAUAGACUUCAACUCCCAGAAUUCCCCAGUCUGAAUGCUUUAAGGUGGGUGGACUUCAACUCCCAGAAUUCCUCAACCAGCAUGCUUUAAGAUGGAUGGACUUCUACUCCCAGAAUUCCCCAGUCUGAAUGCUUUAAGAUGGAUGGACUUCAACUCCCAGAAUUCCCCAGUCUGAAUGCUUUAAGGUGGGUGGAUUUCAACUCCCAGAAUUCCUCAGUGAAUGCUUUAAGAUGGAUAGACUUCAACUCCCAGAAUUCCCCAGUCUGAAUGCUUUAAGAUGGAUAGACUUCAACUCCCAGAAUUCCCCAGUCUGAAUGCUUUAAGGUGGAUAGACUUCAACUCCCAGAAUUCCCCAGUCUGAAUGCUUUAAGGUGGGUGGACUUCAACUCCCAGAAUUCCUCAGUCUGAAUACUUUUAAGAUGGAUGGACUUCUAUUCCCAGAAUUCCUCAGUCUAAAUACUUUAAGGUGGAUAGACUUCAACUCCCAGCAUUCCCCAGCCAGCCUGCUUUAAGAAGACUCCAAUUCCACGCAAAUUUCACGACACCCCCUGAGUUGCAUCCAGGACCACCAUCCCAUGAGCGCAAAUUUUCGAAACUUUGUAAAAAACAAACCAACCAAAACCCACCAACCCACGUAAACGCGGACUUCAAAUGUGCGAACGACGCCUGUUUUUUACUCCUCCGAGUAAACCUCCGACAUCAAGAUAGGUUCAGAGUAAGACUCUCGCCCUUUCUUUCCUUGAGAAACCUUAUUUGCAGAUUUAAAAAAGAAAAGAAAACAAAAGGCUGAGAGAGCUCAGAUGGAAGAGAUUUUAGAGAAAAGGAAGUUUGUUUAUUUUUUUUAAAAAAAAAGGCAGGCUUGUCCAAUUUGUACGUUGCGAAAGCCCGUCUAAACUUGCCGAAACAUCUGUCGGAGGCAACAGCUGCAUGGAUAGAUCGUGCUGGGGGGUGCUAAGCGCGUUGCGCAAAGGUGCCCCACGUCGUUCCUUCCCCAGCUUGGCGUUUUGCGAAAUCCAGAAAAAUGAACAAAUUCAGCUAUCAGGAUCUCAAAAUGAACUCGGAUGCUUCCCCAAAAAGAAUUCAGUCUACGGCUAGUCCUCGACUUUAACGGCCGUAAUUGAGCCCCGCGUUCCUGUUUCUCGAAGUGAGAAACCUUGGUUGAAGCGAGUUUUGCCCCGUUUUACGAUUGCUAUUUUUUCUUGCCGCCGUUUGUUAAGCGAAUCGCUGGCCGAUGUGAAGUUAGUCGCAUGGUAGUUAAACAAAACUGGCUCGCUUACUGCCUGAGCUCGGGACACCGCAGCCGCCCGUCGCCAAGCCUCCGGAUUUUGAUCCUGUGACCAAGGGGAACGCGACAACCGUCGUAAGCAUGAAAAAUCAUUUUCAUGUGCCGUUGUCAUUUCAAAGGGUCACUAAACAAACCGUUGUAAGUUGAGGACUUACACCCACCUCAUCCGUUUGGAAAAUCGGGGCGGCCUCCCUAAACAUCGGUACCUCACGUUUAUUUUGCGGGGGUUAAUUUGGGGGACCCAAAAAAUGUAUUCCACCCCCCCACGAAAAAAAAAAUCAACUGGACUUUCUCGUUUUUUGCUUUUGAAAACCUUUCGCUUCUUCUCCGAGAAGCUUCUUCGUUUCCCGGACGUGAAAAUGAGAUGCAAAAGCGAGACGUUUUCAAGGACAAUCAAAACAAAAGGAGAAAACCCAGUUAAAUGUUUGGGAAGAAAACCAGUAACCUUCAGGACAACCUUGAAUGAUGAUGGAGAAUCUCCAAAGACGCUUCAUUUGGGAAUGUUUUUCGCUCUUGGGAAAGCCCAGGUGUGUUUCUCAGGGUUCGGCAUCUGACGGGUGUAGCUGAACAAUACAUACCUGCAAACAUU